AUGUUCCAAGAAGCCCGAGUGUCCACGCAAAGGAUUCAGGCGUUCCUGGCGCUGGAAGAUUUCCAUCCGGUCGAACAGAAGCCCGAGAUUCUUGAAAAAAGCGAAAUCGCGAUGGAACCGAUAGGCGCAAAUGCAGAACGCAAACCCUUGAUCAGAAAUGGCCAGUCCGAGCUCACCGAGCAGUGGUGUGAGUUGCAGCCCCACAACCCGAAAACGCUCGUCGAGUUAUCCAACUACUCAUCAUCAUGGGCCAGGCCGAAUGCGGACAUCUACCUGCUCGACGACCCGCUGUCGGCUGUUGAUGCUGCUGUAGGACGCUUCAUCUUUGACAAAUGCAUCUGCGAGUACCUCCGCGAUCGUGUCGUGAUCCUCGUCACCCAUCAACUCCAAUUCAUCGGCCGUGCUAACGAGAUUCUUCUGAUGCGCGAUGGAGAGGUGGUGCUCCAGGGCACGCUCAAGCAGCUGAAAGAGUCCAAUUCGAAGCUCGUCCACCAACUUAUUCAGGUUUUGAAUCGCUUCUCGAAGGACAUGCACACGAUGGACGAGUCAUUGGCAUUUGUGUUUUUCGAGUUCGUUCUGGGUAUGCUGGGCGUUCUCGGCACUGUCGGAGUCAUUUUCCUGGCCAAUCCAAGAAUGAACAUGAAUUCGGCGGCCUUCUCGCUCUCGUUGACGACAUCCCGAUGGUUCGCCGUGCAAAUCGACUGGAUUGUCGCGGGAUUCGUCUCUUUUGUGGCGUUUGCUUGUGCCUUUGCGUCCGGAGAUUUCCUGCCCGGCGAAGUGGCGCUGAUGCUCGUCUACGCCGUCCAGUUGACCGGCUUCUUCUCAUGGAUUAUGCGCCAGUCGGCAGAAAUGCAGAACGGGAUGGUCUCCGUCGAGCGGAUACUGAACAUGUGCGCGCUGCCAUCAGAACACCUUGACAAAGGUCACAUGCAGACCCCAUCCGGAUGGCCGUCGAAGGGUGAGAUCCGCUUCGACAACUUUUCCCUACGAUACGACGACUCGUUGGCCCUGCGCGAAAUCACUGCCAAUAUUGAUGGCAACCAGAAAGUUGGUGUCGUCGGCCGGACGGGGGCCGGCAAAUCUUCACUCCUCAAGGCCCUCUUCCGCAUGAACAAGGUUUCGACAGGCCGAAUCUUCAUCGACGGCGUCGACAUCAACUGCUUGCAGCUGCGCGAAUUGCGCUCGCAUCUCGCCAUCAUUCCGCAGGAGGCCGUCUCCGAGCUGUCCGGUACCCUACUUGCUGAGGUCCAAGAGGGCGGCGCCAACUUUUCGGUCGGGCAACGGCAGCUCUUCUGCCUGGCCCGAGCGCUCCUACGCAAUUCAAAGAUCCUCGUCAUCGACGAGGCCACGGCCAAUGUUGAUCCACAUACCGAUGAGUUGAUCCAAAAGACGAUCCGCCGUCAGUUCGCCAACAGCACGGUGCUGACAAUCGCCCACCGACUGCACACGAUCAUGGACUCGGACCGCGUGAUGGUGCUGAAGGACGGGCGUCUGAUCGAAUUCGCGCACCCGUAUGAGCUCCUCAAGAAGCCGCACUCCCAGCUCUCGGCGCUUGUCAAGGAAACGGGACGCGACACAGCCGCCCAACUGCUAGAAGUCGCCCGCCGCUCCCACGCAAACGCCAACCAAGCCGACGGAGCUGUUCCUCAAGCCGAGACGGUGCCGCGGGAA
Messenger RNA from Mesorhabditis spiculigera, 1671 nucleotides. The record is from the annotation of a GenBank genome assembly. Lineage: Eukaryota; Metazoa; Nematoda; Chromadorea; Rhabditida; Rhabditidae.